AUGGCAAAAAGGAUGCAAGAAAAUACAUUAUUCAAAUAUUUAUUUAAAAAAUCUAAACCUAAUACUGGUAUUGAAGUUUCUACUGAAAAUCAGUGUUCAAGUGUUUUCGAGAGUGAUACUGCUACAAGUAGUUCUGGUAGUUCUGCUGCCGUUCCUGGGACUGUGGAUGAUGUUUCUCAGCAUGUUUUAGAUGUGGGUUAUUAUACGGGAUCAAACACCAAAAUGGAUGAUGAUUUAAAGUUCAGAUUGUUGAAAUCUCCUUGGAUGCCAGAAAAGACAUUCAAGUUUCCAGUAAGUGACGGUAAAAGAAAGCUAAAACUUCAAAUGCAAUGGUUUGAACGGUUCUCAUGA
Psylliodes chrysocephalus is the source of this 351-nucleotide messenger RNA. Lineage: Eukaryota; Metazoa; Arthropoda; Insecta; Coleoptera; Chrysomelidae. The record is from the annotation of a GenBank genome assembly.